Spodoptera litura is the source of this 808-nucleotide messenger RNA. RefSeq lists its product as uncharacterized. Gene Ontology annotation, biological process: glycine decarboxylation via glycine cleavage system; protein lipoylation. Lineage: Eukaryota; Metazoa; Arthropoda; Insecta; Lepidoptera; Noctuidae. The record is from RefSeq and is a predicted model, not a curated record. Gene Ontology annotation, cellular component: cytoplasm; mitochondrion; glycine cleavage complex.
UUUUGGAAUUGUGACAGAUUGUCAAUUUCAGUCUCAUUUCAAAAAAAAAUAAAAAAUCGUCUAUAAAAAUAGUGCAAAUUAUUUUUGUGUUAAAAUUGUGGAUAAAAAUUAACGUAAAUCUGUUUACAGAAGAUAAAAUGGCAUUCCAUAGAUGUGUUCUACAAAUAUCAAGACAGUACAUAACAAAGAGUUGCAUACUCCAGUCAGCUAACAAACAAAAAUACACUUGCACUCAAUUUAACCAACAAUACAGUACUAAACGACCAAGACUGUUCUCCGACAGACAUGAAUGGGUUGUAAUCGAAAAAGGUGUUGGAACUGUAGGCAUUAGCAAAUACGCUCAAGAAUCUCUAGGUGACAUUGUCUUCGCACAGUUACCUGAACCAGAAUCCAUGGUGAACGAAGGAGAAGAAUGUGGAACCCUUGAGAGUGUGAAGGCGGCCAGUGAAAUAUACUCACCCGUCAGUGGUAUCAUCAAGGAAAAGAAUAUUGAAGUAGAAAGCAAACCCGGGCUCAUAAACACAAACUACUAUGACAAAGGCUGGUUGUUCAAAGUUGAAAUGACAGACGCUGCUGAAAUACAAAACUUAAUGACCGAAGAACAAUAUAAUAAAUUCCUCGAAGUAGAUGCUGAAAAUAAAGAAAAAGAUGAAAAAGAGAAGGGUGCGGACACAUAGUUGCUUGUUUAAAAUCUUUAUUUAUUUAUUAACUGUUAGUAGAGAUGUUAGUAUGUUGUGUUAUUACCUUUUUAGUGCAAUAAUGAAUUCUGUUACAAAUUUAAGAUUUAAAUGAAAACAACAAACAAAUA